Molecule: messenger RNA, 958 nt
Organism: Conger conger (European conger)
Lineage: Eukaryota; Metazoa; Chordata; Actinopteri; Anguilliformes; Congridae
Gene: aspnat
Product: N-acetyltransferase 8-like
Exons: 3
Coding region: 104-952 (282 amino acids)
Cellular component (GO): mitochondrial membrane
Molecular function (GO): L-aspartate N-acetyltransferase activity
Source: RefSeq, a predicted model, not a curated record
CUCAGGGUUACAGUGGUGCAUUCGCAUUUUUCUUUUAAUAACUGAGAGCAUCAUUCAUUUUUUUUUUUUCUUUCAAGCUUUAAGUAUUUCUUAGGCCAGUUGCAUGCAUUGUUCGUCUCCAAAAAUGGUUUGCGAGACUAAAAUUGUUGCGGAUGAACAUGAUACCAUACCUGGGACCAAAAAAGAUUCGAUUAUUGUUUCUUCUUCUCAAAUGUGGACUUCCUCUCCGUCAUCCCCCGGCACUAUAGAGGGAAAAGAUGCGAGAAAAGAAACAGUUUUCAUCCGCGAAUUUGAACGCUCGGACCGUGCGGAGGUCCGGCGAAUCUUUUACGAAGGGAUAAUGGAACGGAUACCCAAUACGGCUUUUCGGGGGCUAAAACAUCAAACUCACACGCAACUCGUUUAUGCUUUUCUGACACUAAUGUGCUUUGUUGUGACCAAAUCCUUCGUGCUGACCUGCUGCGCGCCAUUCUUUCUAAUGGGCGCGCGUUACUACUUCAGUAGGAAAGUUAUCCUCAGCUAUCUCGAUUACGCACUGCAAACGGACAUGGCUGACAUUGAAGAGUAUUACAUGAAACCAGCAGGCUCCUGUUUCUGGGUGGCGGUGCUGGACGGCCGGGUGGUGGGCAUCGUGGCGGCGCAGGGCACGGAGGACGACAACGCGGUGGAGCUGCGGCGGAUGUCGGUGGACUCGCGCUUCCGGGGCAAGGGCAUCGCCAAGGCGCUGGGCCGCAAGGUGCUGGAGUUCGCCGUGCUCAACAACUACUCGGCCGUGGUCCUGGGCACCACCGCCGUCAAGAUGGCCGCCCACAAGCUGUACGAGUCGCUGGGCUUCCGGCGGGUGGGCGGGAGCGAGGACUACCGGCUGCCUGGCAUGAGCCACUCGCCGCUGGAGAGAAUGUUCUUCCAGAUCCGCCACCACCGCUACCGCCUUCAGCUGCGUGAGGAGUAGAGCCCC